UCUACACUCCCCCUUCCACAAAGCAACAUAACCUACUUCAACCAAAUGAUACAAACAUUUCUCUACUGGAGCCACCAUGAGCAUCUGUUCAGACAAAAAGAUGAGCCACAGAAAUGAGCCUGAGUCGCUACACGCCUGCAACCUGCGCUGCCUGGGACCUCUGACCUUCCACACGACUGCGGUGGGGAACAAGGUGAGUCUGAGCCAGGGGGCCAGGCUCGCCGAGAGGACAAGUAGCUCCUUCCAGCACGGCCUGGUGUUCAGCAACCGUCCGGUGAGGGUGAGGGAGAGAGUGUGUUUGUGGGUGACGGGCUGUGUGCCCAAAUGGCACGGAGGCCUCCGCGUGGGCUUCACCACGGUGCCCCCCGCCGGGAGGACCCUGCCCCCCCUGGCCAUCCCGAACCUGACGGACACGCCCGGGCACUGGGCAGCCGUUGUCCCCGAGGCCUACUGUCGGGAGGGGUCCCGGAUGGAGGUCUGGGUGACCCACGGAGGGAAUGUUUACAUCCAGAACAAAAAUGGCAGAGCGAUGAAGCUGCUGGAGGGGCUGGACCUUAGCAGGCAUCUCUGGGCCAUGAUCGACAUCUACGGGCAGACCUGCUCUGUGCUGCUGCAGGGGUCAAAGAAGACAGACCUUUUAGGGACUCGGAGGUCCUGCCCUGCUCCCCAGUCAGUUUACUAUGACUUCAACCAGGUUUCCAGUCCCAUCUCUGUCAGUCGCAGCGACAAACACGGAUGCAGCACCAAGAACCACCACAACUCCUGCCCAGCCAACAGGCAGACAUUAGGCUUGAACAGCGUGGAGAACUGUGCGGUGUGUUUGAGUAAAGAGUCAGAAGUCACUCUUCUGUGUGGUCACCGGUGCCUGUGCUUCCAAUGUGCAGCGAGGGUCCUCCAGGAGUUUGGCACCUGCCCUCUGUGUCGACAGAAAAUCUAACCACCGCUAGGAAAGAACUCUUUAGCUGUAGGCCGGCAUACACACACACACACGCACACACUACUGAAUGUUCUCACAUGGGAGUCAUGAUGGACCAUUGUGAAUGUAUUUAUGUAUAAUGUUUUGCACAAAUCUAUGUCUGACUAAAUGUACAGAGUACAAUACUGGUACGGUUUGCACGCGACUUGUUGAGACAUAAUCAGGUUGUAUCAGGCUGAAAGAUGAUCUACUGACUGGGGUUAAAUAUCCAUUAACCCAAAUUCCACUGUGAAUUUUCUAUUUUCUACUUUUGUACCUUUUAAAUAUGCCAUAGGCGAUAUUUGUAUACAGUGGUAUUUUAUAGUAAUAAAAUUACUUACCAACAACUUGC
This is a messenger RNA of Osmerus eperlanus (European smelt), 1307 nucleotides long. Its product is annotated as E3 ubiquitin-protein ligase NEURL3. Gene Ontology annotation, biological process: negative regulation of Notch signaling pathway. NCBI's taxonomy places the organism in Eukaryota, Metazoa, Chordata, Actinopteri, Osmeriformes, Osmeridae. The transcript is spliced from 4 exons. Gene Ontology annotation, molecular function: ubiquitin protein ligase activity. The record is from RefSeq and is a predicted model, not a curated record. Gene Ontology annotation, cellular component: plasma membrane; postsynaptic density. Bases 77 to 937 code for a protein of 286 amino acids.